AUGAGCACACAAUCGCUUCUGCGUCCAGCGAUCUUGAUCAUCUCUGAUACUGCGGCUGCCGAUCCAUCUACCGACAAGGCAUUUCCUAUUCUCAAGGAGACCUUCGCCCAAGACGGGGCAGGGAAAUGGGGAGAACCUGUCGUCGAGAUUGUUAAGGAUGAUAUACUCGAAAUCCAGCGCAUAGUACGUGCUUGGGCAGAUAGCGAAGAUGCUUCGUCCGGCCAAAUUAAUCUGGUCGUCACCACUGGAGGAACGGGCUUUGCUCGACGAGACUUCACACCGGAGGCCAUCGCUCCAUUAAUCCAUCGCCAUGCACCGGGUAUCGUGCACGGCAUGCUCGCAGCUUCUUUCCAAGUCACCCCUUUCGCCAUGAUGGCCAGACCUGUCGCGGGUGUACGCAACAAAACCAUCAUCGUCACACUACCAGGCUCACCCAAAGCCGCGAAGGAGAACCUCCAAGCCAUCCUCAAACUACUACCACACGCAUGUCUCCAAGCUGCGGGCGAAGACUCGAGGGCCGCGCAUGUCGGCGGAGUGAAGAAACUAGAGACGGACGCCGGCUUUACUGCCUCAACGAAUGGUCCGGUACCCGUAAGCAACAACCACGAUCAUUCACAUCAUCAUCACCACCAUCACGACCACGAUCACGGGCACGGUGGUCAUCAAGUACCCAGAGCCCACACGCAACCAACUGAAAGACCCCAUUCUAAUGACCCUCGUCUUGGGGCCAAAGCACGCGCCCGCUCCUCACCCUAUCCAAUGCUCAGCGUCGCCGACGCCGUUGCCAAAAUCCUCGAGGUAGCACCGCAACCAAAACCGGAAGUACGCGACUUUGGUCCAGAUCUUACAGGCUACGUGAUAGCAGAAGACAUCAAAGCUGCCGAAGCUGUCCCAGCUUACCGUGCCAGCAUAGUCGACGGCUAUGCCGUGAUUGUGCCAGAUAAAAAGUCCUCCGAAGUCCACAUCAAGGGCACUUUCCCCGUGGCGUCCGUCUCGCAUGCCCAAGCUGCGUCCCUCCCUCCGCCCCUGGAAUCCGGCGAGAUCGCACGCAUCACCACGGGAGCACCUCUACCCGAAAACGCCAAUGCUGUGAUCAUGGUCGAAGACACCACCAUCGCAAGCCUGACCGACGACAAGACGGAAGAAGCCACCAUCGAGAUCCUGACCGACGAGUUAACCGUUGGCGAAAAUGUCCGCGAACCAGGUAGCGACAUCAAACUAGGCGAGAUGAUCCUCUCAAAAGGUACCCAUAUCAGCGCUCUAGGCGGAGAGAUCGGCGUGCUCGCCGCAGCAGGGAUCCAGAAAAUCCCCGUCUUCCGCAAACCGCGCGUGGGUAUCAUGUCGACCGGCGACGAAGUCACAGACAUCACACACUCGGGUCCCUUGAGCGGCGGUAUGAUCCGCGACUCCAACCGUCCAUCGCUACUCUCGUUACUGCGCGGCUGGCGCAUAUGCGAGGAAGUCGUAGAUCUGCACGUCGCGCGGGAUACGCCGCACAAUGAACUCGAGGAGAAACUACGCGCCGCGUUCCGGACUAACGAUCUCGACGUGGUGAUCACCACGGGCGGUGUGAGUAUGGGCGAGUUGGAUCUUCUCAAGCCGACGAUCGAGCGGAGUUUGGGAGGAGAAGUGCAUUUCGGUCGCGUGAGCAUGAAGCCUGGCAAACCUACGACUUUCGCGAGCGUGCCGUUCAAGGGCAGCAGCUCGGGUGAGCGCGAGAGCAGGCUUGUCUUCGGCCUGCCAGGAAAUCCGGCCAGCGCGCUCGUCACGGCGAAUCUGUUCGUGUUGCCGUGCUUGCAGAAGAUGGCGGGAUUGCCUGGUAAAGGGUUGGAACGGAUCAUUGUCAGGGUGCAGGGGCGGGUCAAGUGUGACAAGGAAAGAGUUGAGUAUCAUCGCGUUGUCGUUGCUGUGGACGCGAAGGAUGGGAAACUUGUGGCCAAGAGUACGGGUAUGCAACGCAGUAGUCGUGUUGGGAGUCUGGCUGCGGCGAAUGCCUUGUUGGUUCUGCCUCAGCGGGCAGGUUUUCUAGAAGAAGGGGCGGAGUGUGAAGCUCUGAUGAUGGGGCCGAUUUUGGGCUUUUGA
This is a messenger RNA of Exophiala viscosa, 2082 nucleotides long. Its product is annotated as molybdopterin biosynthesis protein MoeA. Bases 1 to 2082 code for a protein of 693 amino acids. The record is from RefSeq and is a predicted model, not a curated record. Gene Ontology annotation, biological process: molybdenum incorporation into molybdenum-molybdopterin complex; Mo-molybdopterin cofactor biosynthetic process. NCBI's taxonomy places the organism in Eukaryota, Fungi, Ascomycota, Eurotiomycetes, Chaetothyriales, Herpotrichiellaceae. The transcript has a single exon. Gene Ontology annotation, cellular component: cytosol; cytoplasm. Gene Ontology annotation, molecular function: molybdopterin molybdotransferase activity.